Messenger RNA from Carassius carassius (crucian carp), 2446 nucleotides. RefSeq names its product zinc finger protein 501-like. The record is from RefSeq and is a predicted model, not a curated record. Gene Ontology annotation, biological process: regulation of transcription by RNA polymerase II. The coding region runs from base 208 to 1767 and encodes 519 amino acids. The transcript has 2 exons. Gene Ontology annotation, molecular function: DNA-binding transcription factor activity, RNA polymerase II-specific; RNA polymerase II cis-regulatory region sequence-specific DNA binding. Gene Ontology annotation, cellular component: nucleus. Lineage: Eukaryota; Metazoa; Chordata; Actinopteri; Cypriniformes; Cyprinidae.
GUUCAGUUUCACCGCGCUCUCUGUUGUUGUUAUGUCGGCGUGCUGCCUUCAUACAAAUAGUUAGACAUGCUUCUAAGAGAGAAAAAAUACAGAUUUUGAAUCAGUUCAGUAAAUACCUGUAAUAUCCUCACAUUCGUGAGUUUUGAAGCGAGCAGGAAUAUCUGGAAGAGUUUAUCAUCUGAACUGAGAUCUGCUGCUGUGAAAAUUAUGUUUAUUAAAGAAGAGAGAGAAGAGAACACGAGUGAACCAGAAACCUGGAGAAUAAAACACGAGGAACCAGAAACCUGGAGAAUAAAACAUGAGGAACCAGAAACCUGGAGAAUAAAACACGAGGAACCAGAAACCUGGAGAAUAAAACACGAGGAACCAGAAACCUGGAGAAUAAAACAAGAGGAACCAGAAACCUGCAGAAUAAAACAAGAGGAACAAGGAGAGUACAUUGAAGAAAAAGAGGAAAAUGAAGAAUCAAAUCAUCAAGAGAAGCAGCAUGCAUGUGAUCAAUGCGGUAAAAUGUUUUUAGGGGCUUCACUUCUGAAGAAACACUUGAAAGUUCAUGCAAAGAAGAAGCCACAUUCAUGUCAUUUGUGUGGUAAGAGUUUUUUGCAUCUACAAAGUUUGAAACAACAUCAGAAAAUACAUACUGGUGUGAGAGAGUACAUGUGCUUUGAGUGUGAAAAGACUUUUAGUUCAGUGAGCAGUUUAAAACUGCACGAGAGGAUUCACACUGGAGAGAAACCUUACAAGUGUUCUCACUGUGACUGGAGAUUCAGUCAAUCAUCAAAUCUGAAAAAACAUGAGAGGAUCCACACUGGAGAGAAACCUUACAAGUGUUCACACUGUGACUGGAGAUUCAGUCGGUUAACACAUCUGAAAACACAUGAAAGGAUCCACACUGGAGAGAAACCUUACAAGUGUUCACACUGUGACUGGAGAUUCAGUCGGUUAACACAUCUGAAAACACAUGAGAGCAUUCACACUGGAGAGAAACCUUACAAGUGUUCACACUGUGACGAGAGAUUCAGUGAUUCGACACAUCUGAAAACACAUGAGAGGAUCCACACUGGAGAGAAACCUUACAAGUGUUCACACUGUGACAAGAGAUUCAGUGAUUCAACACAUCUGAAAACACAUGAGAGGAUCCACACUAGAGUGAAACCUUACAAGUGUUCACACUGUGACAAGAGAUUCAGUGAUUCGACACAUCUGAAAACACAUGAGAGGAUCCACACUGGAGAGAAACCUUACAAGUGUUCACACUGUGACUGGAGAUGCAGUCAUUCAUCAAGUCUGAAAACACAUGAGAGGAUCCACACUGGAGAGAAACCUUACAAGUGUUCACACUGUGACUGGAGAUGCAGUCGUUCAGGAAAUCUGAAAACACAUGAGAGGAUUCACACUGGAGAGAAACCUUACAUGUGUUCACACUGUGACAAGCGAUUCAUUCAGUCAACAGAGCUGAAAACACAUGAGAGGAUUCACACUGGAGAGAGACCUUACAAGUGUUCACACUGUGACUGGAGAUUCAUUCGUACAGGAAAUCUGAAAAGACAUGAGAGGAUUCACACUGGAGAGAAACCUUACAAGUGUUCACACUGUGACAAGAGAUUCAGUGUGUCAUCGAGUCUGAAAAGACAUGAGAGGAUUCACACUGGAGAGAAAGCACAUCAACGCAAUGUACGAGGGAAGUGUUCCAUUAAGUCAUCUGUUAUACACAGUUAUACAAAAAACAAUCACAGUAAGACCCCGUACACGCGGAGACGCAUUUAGUUGUAUAUGUAAAUAUUUUGUAUGGUAUACGUGUUUCGUCCAGACGGAUCCAGCAUUUUGGGAGAGUGAAUUCACAUUUUUUUAAACCAGGUCCCAGAGUGGAUAAAUCUGAAAAUGACACCUUUUUUGUUUUUGUGUUCUGCCAAUCCAUAUAUUUUGUGAAACAGUGAUGUCAUCACCCCACGUCUCUACUAUAGUCAGACACCGCUACGUCAUGUAACACCAACAACAAUGGAGGACUACAUGUUUGUGUUCAUGCUGCUGAAGCUACUGAGCCUAUUAGCUUGAUUAAACUUACUAGUAGAGCAGCACGAUAUUGGAAAAAACAACACACAUUGUGAUAAUUUUUCUCUGCAAUGUAUAUUGCGAUAUGGGAAAAAAUCACCAGAUGACUUGAACAGCUCUAUUUGGGGAAAUAAAAUUAAUGAUUGGGGUGAUUUUGUAGGUGAAUAAAUCAGCUAAGGAAAUUAAAACUUAGAUAAAUAUGAUAGAAAAAUGGUACAAAUGAAAUAAAAAAGUGCUUUAUAUUCUUCAGUCCAACUGUUACUGUCUGUUACAGUUAAGUCUAAUACAUUACUGCUGCGUUACAUUGCUGACAGAAUGCAGUGUUUAUAAUCUAGAGAUUGUAAAGAGGAUGUAGCACACGCACUGUCACGUCAAGUGCCAGCGGAUUACAGAC